AUGGGUGACACAGGUGCCACCAUGGGUGACACAGGUGCCACCAAGGGUGACACAGGUGCCACCAAGGGUGGCACAGGUGCCACCAAGGGUGACACAGGUGCCACCAUGGGUGACACAGGUGCCACCAAGGGUGACACAGGUGCCACCAAGGGUGACACAGGUGUCACCAAGGGUGACACAGGUGCCACCAUGGGUGACACAGGUGCCACCAAGGGUGACACAGGUGCCACCAAGGGUGACACAGGUGUCACCAAGGGUGACACAGGUGUCACCAAGGGUGACACAGGUGCCACCAAGGGUGACACAGGUGCCACCAAGGGUGACACAGGUGCCACCAAGGGUGACACAGGUGUCACCAAGGGUGACACAGGUGCCACCAUGGGUGACACAGGUGCCACCUAG
Messenger RNA from Procambarus clarkii (red swamp crayfish), 402 nucleotides. Lineage: Eukaryota; Metazoa; Arthropoda; Malacostraca; Decapoda; Cambaridae. The record is from RefSeq and is a predicted model, not a curated record.